Molecule: messenger RNA, 1543 nt
Organism: Hyaena hyaena (striped hyena)
Lineage: Eukaryota; Metazoa; Chordata; Mammalia; Carnivora; Hyaenidae
Gene: VPS26C
Product: VPS26 endosomal protein sorting factor C
Exons: 8
Coding region: 72-965 (297 amino acids)
Biological process (GO): intracellular protein transport
Cellular component (GO): endosome
Source: RefSeq, a predicted model, not a curated record
GGGGCGGGGCGACUAGCCUUGCACUCGGGUCACGCGCGGCCGGAAGUGCUGCCGGACGCGGAUUAGUCGAAAUGGGGACCUCCCUGGACAUUAAGAUUAAGAGGGCGAACAAGGUUUAUCACGCCGGGGAAGUGCUCUCGGGUGUGGUGGUCAUAUCUAGCAAGGAUUCAAUCCAGCACCAGGGAGUGUCGCUGACAGUGGAAGGAAGUGUGAACCUCCAGCUCAGCGCCAAGAGCGUGGGUGUGUUCGAGGCUUUCUACAACUCUGUCAAGCCCCCCCCCAUUAUCAACAGUACCAUCGAAAUGGUGAAGCCAGGAAAAUUUCCCAGCGGCAAAACAGAAAUUCCUUUUGAGUUUCCCCUGCACGUGAAGGGCAACAAAGUCCUGUACGAGACGUACCACGGCGUGUUUGUCAACAUUCAGUAUACCCUGCGCUGUGACAUGAGGCGGUCUCUGUUGGCCAAGGACUUGACAAAGACCUGCGAGUUCAUCGUUCACUCUGCUCCUCAGAAGGGGAAGCUGACGCCAAGCCCCGUGGACUUCACCAUCACGCCCGAAACCUUGCAGAACGUCCGAGAGAGAGCCCUGCUCCCCAAGUUUCUCAUCCGAGGCCAUCUCAACUCAACCAACUGUGUCAUCACACAGCCGCUGACGGGUGAGCUGGUGGUAGAGAGCUCGGAGGCCGCCAUCCGGAGCAUAGAGCUGCAGCUGGUCCGCGUGGAGACGUGCGGGUGUGCAGAAGGAUACGCCCGGGACGCCACGGAGAUUCAGAAUAUUCAGAUCGCUGACGGAGACGUUUGUCGCAGCCUGUCCGUCCCCAUAUACAUGGUCUUCCCCCGGCUGUUCACCUGCCCUACGCUGGAGACCACCAACUUCAAAGUGGAAUUUGAGGUUAACAUUGUUGUACUUCUCCACCCUGAUCACCUCAUCACCGAGAACUUUCCACUGAAGCUGUGCAGGAUGUAGCCCAGGAGUGGGCGGCGUGGAGGGCGAGAGCCACCAGGCGGAAGUGCAGAGGGGAGCGGGCUCCUGGCAUCGUGUGCUGACGUUCUCGAUGCUUCUGUGUCAGAAAUGAAGCUGCCCCCCCUCCCCCCCCGCACCACAAUCACCAUCGUUCCUCAUUUCCUUGAGGUACUGCGUCCAGUGGGCGCCACGUGUCACACCAUUUCUUUAAGACUCAUGUGGACUCCGUUGCCUUUGGCAAAGCUUCCUGGGACUCCUGACUUCACCGCCCCCUUCAGAGGCAGGAAAGCUGUAACAGCAGUUUGCGCUCGGCGGGAAAGUGCGAUCACAGGGACCAAGGAGGAGACCCUCGGCACCGAAGACUCCGCGGCAAAGCAGCCGUGCAGGGUGGUGACGGGCGCGCCGCGGUGUAUGAUGUUUGCGGAUCAUCCGCGCGCGGCUGCAAGGCCGCAUCCUCUAAACCCAUGUAAUGUUUUCCCCCGACUCUGCUCUGUAGUCCUUUUAUAACAUUUUUCAUGCUAACUUCAAAGCGUUGAGGGAACUGGAAUAAAAGCGUCCCUUCCGGUCACAGGAGGAGAAGA